UGGAAUCAAGCUUUUCCUUUUGCCAGCCAUACUCACACUUUCCCGCUUCUGUACGCAAAAUGACGUCGCAAGGCCACCUCCACGCUAUAUGAGCUCAGAUAUCUUUUGUUUCCCUUGUAUCUUGUCACAUCCAAUUUCCGAUGUUACCCUCCACAAUCACAUUUCCACCAUGGCGCAUAUACGACUCAAAGUGGCAGACGAGCGGCUGUUCGAAGAGAUAUAUAAGGAAUGAAGUAUCCUCGACUCUCUAAUCAACCAUAUUUCUUCAGGUCAAAGGAAUUCUCACUCCAAUAUGCAUGGUCUCAUCUUCCUCCUUGCGCCAGUCCUCGUUUCAGCUGCUGUUAUCAGCUCCAGAGAUGAUUCUCGCGCUGUCUAUUUCCUUGACAACAAUCCAGCAGGAGCAAGCAUCAUCUCUCUGAAGAUUGCCGAAGAUGGAACUCUCUCUGACCCAGUUCGAACUUCUACUGGAGGCAAAGGUCUGCUGGCUUUGACUGCAGGGAUGAAUGGCGCUCCUGCAGCUGCUGGUGGGGCUGAUACUCUCUUCACUCAAGACUCUGUUGUAGUCGACGGUAAUUACCUCUUCAGCGUCAAUGCCGGAAGCAACACCAUAUCGAUGUUCUCAAUUGACAAAACUGACCCCUCUCACCCCACACUCAUCAACACUGCUCCCACAUUUGGCGAGUUUCCCUCUUCGGUAGCUUACUCCUCCAAGCUAAGGACUGCUUGCGUCAUCAACGGCGGCGCCGUCGCAGGUGUAACCUGCUUCUCAACCGACCAUGCCAAAGGCCUUACGCCGCAAGGUAGCCUUCGCCCCAUCGCCCUCGGGCAAACCACGCCUCCUGUCGGUCCUCCCGGUACAGCCUCCGACAUCGUCUUCAAUCCCUCCGAGACGGCUCUCUUCGUGUCAAUCAAAGGAGCUCCUCCUAUUCCAGGCUCAAUAUACGUCUAUCCUAUCGUGGAUGGCUAUGUAUCCAUGACACCCGUCAUCUCCAAGCCUACCACCCUCCUCGUAGAUUUCUCGCUCAACUUCCUCGGCGCAGACAGCAAAGCAGUCAUCACCGACCCUGCAUACGGAGCAUCUCUCGUCGACAUUUCAAGCACCUACUACGUCACAGUAUCAAAGCAGAUCGUCAUCGCUGGCGAGAAGGCUAUUUGCUGGGCCACGUACUCCGACCGCUUCAGCAGCAUUGCCCUUCUCGAUGGAGGUUCAUCGAACGUUACGCUCAUUGACCCUGAGUCAGGCGCAGUCACUGGAGUCGCUGUACUGGAUGUGGCUGGCAAGGGUGCUUUUGACGCAAAGCUUGAUAGGACUUUUAUGUAUAUUUUGAGGGGUGCGCCGUUUGUUACAGUGUUGAGUAAUAUGGGGUUGACACAUGGGAAGAUACCGACUGAGCUUCAGAGCUUUGAUUUGAGUUCCCUUGGGAAUAGGGCUGGUUUCCAGGGGAUGGCGGUUUAUCCUGCUAAUUGAGGGCAAAUCCUCUUCUGUUGAGAUGAUUGUGAGGAAAAAGUUGAUGCUUACGAGUAUUGCCGAGCUCGGAACACGCACUGCAUGUCGUUAUCUAGUUUAUAAUUCCAGUAAUUGCAAGGAUGAUCUUCUUAAUUGACUUUCCAUGCGGUAGGCAUGAAAAGCAGUACUAAAUUCACCGAGUCUAGUAGUGAAAAUUCCACUGCUCGCCC
Messenger RNA from Hyaloscypha bicolor E, 1677 nucleotides. RefSeq lists its product as uncharacterized. Lineage: Eukaryota; Fungi; Ascomycota; Leotiomycetes; Helotiales; Hyaloscyphaceae. The transcript has 4 exons. The record is from RefSeq and is a predicted model, not a curated record. Gene Ontology annotation, molecular function: protein binding. The coding region runs from base 293 to 1468 and encodes 391 amino acids.